UAAAACUUGAAAGACAGACUAUAAUAAACCCAACAAAAAAGGGAACAUUUUUUUUGACCAUUUUUUCAUUCACGAAUCGUCCAAUCAAAUGGUCAAUAAUCCUUGCCUUUGCAUGCAAUUAUAUAGUUAUCAAUGCCGUUCGUUCUGCAAUCUCCGUUCAUCUAAAUUUAUUCCGUACUUUGUAGCCUCCUUGGUUUUCUUUGACAACAAAAAGGUUGUAACUUUUUGGUCGGAAUAGAAGAAAAAACUGAAGAUGGCUAAAACUACUGAAAAUGAAGGAGAACCAACGAGUCUGGAGGAUACACCAACAUGGGCACUGGCAUCUGUUUGUUUCAUUUUGAUUGCUAUUUCUGUACUCCUUGAAUAUUCACUUCAUCUCUUAUCUAAGUUCUUACAAAGGAAGAGGAAGAAAGCUCUGCUUCAUGCUCUGAAUAAGAUUAAAUCAGAUUUGUUGCUUCUUGGGUUUAUCUCAUUGUUGCUGACUGUAAUUCAGAAGCCAAUCUCAACCAUAUGUAUCUCAAGGAGCGUUGGAAAAACCUUUCUUCCAUGCGAAAGUCUAAGCGAUGAUGAAGAAGGGGAAGAGCCCAAAUGUCAGCAACAGGGAAAGCUGUCUUUGAUUUCAGUGGAAGGUGCACAGCAACUGCAGAUGUUGAUUUUUACGCUCGCCUUCUUUCAUGUUUUCUCUUCCCUUAUCACAUUCAGUCUUGGAGAGGCUAAGAUGAGAAGAUGGGAAGCUUGGGAGGCAGAAACAAGAACAAUGGAAUAUCAGUUUUCAAAUGAUCCGCGGAGGUUCCAGUUUAUUCACCAAACAUCAUUUGGGAAGCGGCAUCUGAGGAGUUGGAGUGAACACAGGAUUUUUCGUUUGCCAGUUGUUUUCUUUAGGCAGUUUUUCGAGUCCGUAUCAAAAGUCGACUACUUAACUCUACGGCAUGGAUUUAUUAUGGCUCAUGGUAAACAAGAAAGCAACUUUGACUUCCAAAAGUACAUAAGGAGAACUUUAGAGAAAGAUUUUGGAGUGGUUAUUGGAAUGAGCCUCGGGAUCUGGAUUUUCUCAGUACUUUUCAUCUUCUUCAAUGCGUACGUAUUUCACAACUAUAUAUGGCUGCCCUUCAUUCCAGUACUGAUGCUGCUGGCAGUUGGGACAAAGCUACAAUCAAUCAUUACAAAAAUGUGUCUGGAUAGAAAUGAUAAAUCUCAUGUAGUUCGAGGUUCCCUGGUUGUGCAGCCCAGUGACCAUUUCUUUUGGUUCAGUCAGCCAAAGCUGCUGCUUCACCUAAUGCACUUUAUCUUAUUUCAGAAUUCAUUUCAACUGGCGUUCUUUUCAUGGACUUGGGUGAGAAUUCUCGGAAUCAUGUUUUUCACUUCUUCAGUCUGUCCAAUAUUUCUUGUCUGUAUAGCUAACAUGUGAUGCAUCUUACAACAGUAUAAGUUUGGACUUCGAUCUUGCUUUCAUCGGAAAACCGAGGACAUUGUGAUAAAACUCACAAUAGGAAUACUCGUCCAAAUCCUUUGUGGAUAUGUAACAUUACCCCUCUACGCUUUGGUAACACAGGUAAAUGCACUUGACCUGAAACAUGUUACUAUUCAGUGAAGUACUCAUGAAACAUGAAUCUUGUGGUUUAAAUUCUGAGCAUUUUUUCUUGAUUAUUAUGGUUAAACAGAUGGGCACAUCUGCUUUGGAAAAUGUGUUCCCUGAGGUAGUGGUAAAGGGUCUCAGAAGAUGGCAAAGAAAAGCGAAGAAAAACAUCGCUAGAAAGAACGUUUAUUGGGCAGACGCAUCAGUAGAUCACUCCCUUACUUCAUUGUCAUUCAGCACACUUGAUGCCUCUGUAACUGCUGAACUUGGGAUUACAGCCGAAGAGGAUGAAUUGUAUCCAUCAACUGAAAUAGCAGAAGAAGGCAGUGAUGCUACAAGGCAAGUGAAUAGAUCAGAAUCUUUUGAAGGUUUCGGUUUAAGAAAUAUUGCAGUAGAAUAAGGUCAUUUUUCUUUUUCUUCUUUUACCCUUCCUUUGAGAGAUGAUAACCCUGAGUACAUGUCUAUAUAUGGGGAGAUUGAUUUCAGGGGAGUUGUAAUUCGAAGCUGACCAUUUUUGUGAUCAGAUUAACAUAGUAGGUUGAGCUGCUAAUUCGCCUAGCACAUGUAUAUUUUGGUUAAUCCAUCCCAUUUUCAGUAGUUUAAUUUCAUCAUAAAGUAAAUUGGACUGAAACUUAGAUGCAUCUCAGCUAAUUGG
Messenger RNA from Oldenlandia corymbosa var. corymbosa, 2231 nucleotides. Lineage: Eukaryota; Viridiplantae; Streptophyta; Magnoliopsida; Gentianales; Rubiaceae. The record is from the annotation of a GenBank genome assembly.